AUGAGUCGACGAGUUCCGAUCGAAGCUCAGAGCGUCGAUGCACCACUCACAUCAUCUGCCACCUUCCUGGUGCUCUCCGUUACCGACGCCCGGGAUGCAGUUCCAAAGGUCCGCUCGGCGCUGGCAAGUGUUGCCGACUUGACGAAGAAUGUUGCUAUCCGCGACCUCAAUGCUCAAUUCGCAGCGACUGUAGGAAUUGGAAGUGGUGUAUGGGACCGCCUCAUUAGCCUGCCCAGACCAGGGGAGCUGCAUCCUUUUCGUGAGAUCAUAGGGGCCAAACACACGGCUGUCGCCACUCCAGGGGACCUACUCUUUCAUAUCCGAGCAAACCGCCGAGAUUUAUGUUUCGAGUUCGAGAGGCAACUCAUGGAGCUUCUCGGCGACGCGGUCAAAGUGGUUGAUGAGACGGUAGGCUUCCGUUAUUUCGACGUACGGGAUCUGCUCGGCUUUGUGGAUGGCACGGCGAAUCCGGUUGGAAAUGCAGUGGACGAUGCCGUUCUUAUUGCCGAGGAAGACCCAUCUGGCACCGGCGGUAGCUAUGUUGUGAUUCAGAAAUACGUGCACAACCUGACCGGCUGGAAAGACCUCAAAACCGAGCAGCAGGAAGCCGUCAUAGGCCGCACGAAGUUCGAUAACGUCGAGCUGGAUGAUGCAGAUGACGACAAGCAAAAGUCGCACAAACAGCUUGCAACUAUAGAAGACGAGAAUGGCAAUGAACACGACAUCUUGCGUGAUAACAUGCCAUUUGGAUCACCAGGCUCUGGGGAGUACGGAACCUAUUUCAUCGGGUAUUCUAGAAAGCUGUGGGUCAUUGAGAAAAUGCUGGAGAGAAUGUUUAUCGGUGACCCACCCGGGAUGCACGAUCGUAUAUUGGACUACUCGACUCCUCUCACGGGAACUACCUUUUUUGUGCCGUCGGCUAGCUUGCUGGAUAGUCUAGGUGAUUGA
Messenger RNA from Exophiala aquamarina CBS 119918, 948 nucleotides. Its product is annotated as iron-dependent peroxidase. The transcript has a single exon. Gene Ontology annotation, cellular component: cytosol. Lineage: Eukaryota; Fungi; Ascomycota; Eurotiomycetes; Chaetothyriales; Herpotrichiellaceae. Bases 1 to 948 code for a protein of 315 amino acids. The record is from RefSeq and is a predicted model, not a curated record. Gene Ontology annotation, molecular function: heme binding; peroxidase activity.